Capronia coronata CBS 617.96 is the source of this 1539-nucleotide messenger RNA. RefSeq lists its product as uncharacterized. Gene Ontology annotation, molecular function: transmembrane transporter activity. The coding region runs from base 1 to 1539 and encodes 512 amino acids. The record is from RefSeq and is a predicted model, not a curated record. Gene Ontology annotation, biological process: transmembrane transport. Gene Ontology annotation, cellular component: membrane. The transcript is spliced from 2 exons. NCBI's taxonomy places the organism in Eukaryota, Fungi, Ascomycota, Eurotiomycetes, Chaetothyriales, Herpotrichiellaceae.
AUGGCCCACGAAAAGAAAGAGAACAUCACCUCGUCCCAGGCCAGCGCUGACGUGGUCGUGGCCAACCUCGACGUCUCCGCGCGACCAGACGUCGACGUGGCCGCCCAAUUCCUGGCCAACCUUGACCCAGCCAUCACCGCCGAGCCCAUUACUCCCACCGAGUCCCGUCGUCUGCUAUGGAAGAUCGACCUGAUCCUGGUGCCGCUCAUCAGCGCAACCAUCAUCCUGGCCGCCGUGGACAAAGUCAUCAUCAGCAAUGCCGCCAUCUACGGCAUGCGCACUGACGCCCAUCUGACGGGCGACGAAUACUCCUGGGUCGGCUCCAUCUUCUACUUCGGCUACCUGGCCUUCGAGUACCCGGCUGGACUGAUCAUCCAACGCCUGCCCGUGGCCAAGGUGCUGGCGGUAUCGGUUCUCCUCUGGGCCAUCAUGUUGUUUUGCACGGCAGCCACCAGCAAUUUCGGCGGUCUGGCCACGGUCCGUUUCCUCAUGGGCAUGUGCGAGGCCUUCAUCUUCCCAGUCAGCAGUAUCUUGACCGUCAUGUGGUGGACGACCAAGGAACAACCGAUCCGAGUUGCAUUUUGGUUUAAUCAGGGUUCCUCAAUCUUUGCCGGAAUCAUCAGCUACGGGAUUGGGCAUACCCACACCGCCCUGCACCCAUGGCGGCUCCUGUUUCUGGUGCUCGGGGCCUUCUCUCUCGUCUGGGCUGUCAUGGUCUAUUUUCUGGUCCCGGACUCGCCCACCACGGCUCGCUGGUUGAAUGAUCGAGAGAAGUACGUCUGCCUCGCCCGCAUCGAAGCCAACAACACCGGUCUGGAGGACAAGAAGAUCAAAUGGUACCAAGUGCGCGAAUGCUUGAUGGACCCCAAGACCUGGCUGCUCGCUCUGUUCUCGGUCGCCCAAAACAUCCCCAACGGCGGACUGGUCACUUUUGCCUCCAUCAUCGUCACUGGUCUGGGCUAUUCACCGCUCAACACCACACUGCUGGGUAUCCCGACCGGAGUGCUCGCCACGGUGUGGCAAUUGUUGCUCUCGUUCCCGGCGUCCAGAAUCAAGAAUUCUCGCUGUAUCAUCAUCGCCGUGGCCAAUCUCGUCCCCAUGAUCUGUGCUAUCUUGAUGUGGAAACUGCCGCGGUCCAACAAGCAUGGUCUCCUCGCGGCUUACUAUGUUUUUUAUACUUACUGGGCGCCCUAUGUCUUGUCGACCUCCCUGCCGAUGGCGAACACCUCUGGCCAUUCAAAGAAGAUCACAAUGAACGCGAUUUACUUCCUUGCUUAUUGCCUGGGAAAUAUCUUGGGGCCCCAAGCCUUCCGGGCGUCUGAUGCUCCAGACUAUUCCCACGGCUAUGCUGGACUGCUGGCUUGCAUUGUGGUGGCUAUUGCUGCUAUUUUGGGGUACGGGUUUUUGUGUUGGUACGAGAACAAGCAGAGAGACCGUGAGGCUGCUGCUGGCGGCUCAAUUGGCGCAGAGCACGUUUCGGAGGAUGCUUUCUCUGACCGGACUGACAAGGAGAAGAGGGAAUUCCGGUACACUUAUUAG